Molecule: messenger RNA, 3386 nt
Organism: Harmonia axyridis
Lineage: Eukaryota; Metazoa; Arthropoda; Insecta; Coleoptera; Coccinellidae
Product: MICAL-like protein 1
Exons: 13
Coding region: 272-3217 (981 amino acids)
Molecular function (GO): protein binding
Source: RefSeq, a predicted model, not a curated record
CUGUGAGCAAACAUUUCGAAUUCGAACGAGCCGCUUUCAGUGCAAGCGCGACUUUUGUCGGAUGACGUUCGUUUCAGUUUUCGUUUCAUCGUUGAAUACACAGCACGUGUUGUAAGCGGUCUAGUUACGCGAUUCGUAUUGAUUUCCAUUCGAAUUAUUUUCGGCGUUGUAAAGGUUCAAGAAUCGAUACAGAUAGAACUGAAUUAGUGUUUCUUCGAUUUCAACAUUCAACUGUCAUUGACUAUUUAGCAAUAUCCUCCAGGAAACCGAGAUGGGCGAACGAAGAGGCACGAGAGGGCUUGAGCUGUGGUGUAAGAGGAUGACGGAAGGUUAUCCAGGUGUGAAAGUAGAGAAUAUGACCACAUCUUGGAGAGAUGGAUUGGCGUUCUGUGCAAUCAUACACCACUUCAGGCCGGAUCUGAUCGACUUCUCCAAACUCAACAAAAACGACAUCUACAACAAUAACAAUUUGGCCUUCAGGAUAGCAGAAGAUCAUCUCGGCAUUCCAGCUCUUCUAGAACCUGAAGAUAUGGUCGAAUAUGCAGUCCCAGACAGACUCUCUAUUCUCACAUACUUGUCCCAAUUUUAUCAGGUUUUUGCUGUAAAUUCAAGUUCCAACACCAAAUUGCCUUCGAAGAGACCUCCACCGUCUGACCUACAGAGACACAUGGUCGCCGCCACUGGUUCAAGUCCCCCGAAGAAGGCUGCCCUCGGAGUCUUAGGCGCGCGCAAAGAGCCAUGCGCCAAAUGCGGUCUUCCCGUGUUCAUAGCUGAGCGCCUGAACGUGAGAAAGACCCUGUAUCAUAGGACCUGUUUUCGCUGUGCCAAGUGCGACAUCCAACUAACUCUCCACAACUACACCGAGACCGAAAGCGGCAAAUUCUGCUGCAAGAUCUGCCCCGAAGAGGAAAAAUCUGCCGAGAUGAGCGUUUUGACGCGCUCCCUGAGCGACGAGGAGAAAUCGGCAAGUCUGAAAGGCGGCGACUCGGAUCCCUACAGCGACAACUUCGAGAACGUCCUAGAGGACCCAAGAGACGGCAGCCUAAAACGCAGCUUCACGCUGGAUCGGAUGCUGGGCACCUCCUUCGUGAAGGCCAGGUCCGACUUCAUGGCCACCCAGAUGACCGCCUUCGAUUCCGACCUGGACACCGAGUCCGAAGAGAAGCCUCCCGACUUGCCGGUAUCUCCGAGGCCCCAACUCGACGAUGACGCCCAGAAGCACAGCGAAAACAUUCUUAGCAGUAACUCGUUACCAAACCUUAGUGAUAAUUUUAGUGUAGAUCAGAAACCGUGCAUAUCUCGAGAUCGUGUUACCAAAGACUCAGUUUCGACAGAGGACCUAUCGGUGAAGCCUUCGAUAAGGUCACGUGUGAAGUUAUUCGAGGCCGCCAUCAAAGAUUGUGCAAAGACUGAUGUAAAUAGUGAAUCUCGCGAAGAAAAUGACAAUUCCGAAGGAGUGCACCAAGUGCUGUCUCCCGGAGAUGAGUCGAUUGGCGGCAGCAGCCUGUCGAUCGACGAAAAAGUGAAAGAGGAUAGUUCUCCCAAUGAUUCCGUUGUUACGAAUCUGGAACAUUCCAAAGCACAUUCCAGCAAUUUAAGUGUUUCCUCAAAAAUUAGCGACGAAGUGAUCAACGAAGAAGUAAUCAUACUAUCAUCUGAAACUUCAUAUCAACCCCAAUCCAAUGAAGAUUCUGUGAUCGUCAUAUCGGACACGGAAGACCCCAAGUGUCAAACUAGUGUCCAAACUAGCGAAGCUCCCGAUCGCUCAGACCUAGAGAACGAACAGCCCAAAUCAGUUACUGAGUAUCCAGACGAUCUCAAUCCGUUUGGUGAUGAAGAAGAAACGGAGCACCAAAAGCAACCUCUUCCAGAAGCUGAUCGCUCUGUGUCGCUCAAUCCGUUCGGCGAUACAGACGAGGAAGAAGAAGAAGAAGAGCCGCCAAAUAGACCCCUGACGGAUUCCAAGAGUUUAAAUCCAUUCGGUAGCGAUGAAGAUGAAGAGGACGAUGAAAAGUGUUCGUCUUUGCCUCCGCAACCUGCGCUUAGGAGAUUGGCAGCUCCUAAAAUGAGCUUGAGUCCUUUCUGGGACGAAGAAGACGUAUACGGUAAAUCAAGCUUUGAAACAUGGGAAGAUGAAUCUGGAGGUGCCAUCGAACAAUCGUCUUUACCGCCACAACCGGCGCGUCGAAAGUUGAAAGCACCCAAAAUCAGCCUGACGCCAUACUGGGACGAAGAAAACAGUCCAAGCCAAGCGUCAAGCACAUACAGUUCACCUUCUUUAUCACGUGCGGACAAAUCUUCCUUACACGGAUCUGGCAGAAAGAAAAAGCCUGCACCCAAGCCGCCUAUCGUGUUACAGAGCCCAUCGCCCAAAGAACCUCCAAAAUCUCGAAAAACAAGAAGAGCACCUCCGCCACCAACUUCAACACCUAUGAGAGUCUCCGAUUCAUCUCAUCUCCCCACAGUAUCUCCUAUUGGACAAGGAACAAAUACCGAGCAAAUGCAAGGAAAUAGGAAUGAGAGCGACAAAAAUCAACAACACAAUUCUAGUCCUUCCGAUUCUACCAAAAGACUGACAGCAACAGAAAUCGAUCAUGAUUUAGAGCUUAUUGAAGUGCAGUUGCGAGGAUUGGAAAAGAAUGGAGUACAACUGGAAAAGAUAAUUCGAGAAAAGACCGAGGUACCAGGAGCAAACCCAGACGAUACUCUUGCACCAGAAAUUGAAGAUAUGAUUUUACAACUGUUUGAACUGAUAAACGACAAGCAUGAACUUUUCAGAAAACAAACGGAGCUGAUGUAUUUACGUAGACAGAACAGGUUAGAAAAAGAACAGGCAGAUGUAGAAAAUCAAUUGAGGUGCUUAAUGCUACAGUCCGAUGCUCACAAAACAGAUAGAGCAAAGGCGAAGGAGGAGAAAUUACUGAACAAGUUGCUAGAAAUUGUGGAAAAAAGGAACGAAAUUGUUGAACGUUUGGAUGUAGAGAGAAGACGUCAAGCAGAAGAAGACAUAAGUAUAAGAAGUGAGAUGUCCCUCUACUCUAUGAAAAGGAAAGGUGAACAUUCCUCAUUGAAAAAAAUUAAGAAGGAUAAACAUAAAUCCGAAAAGGAAAAGAGCUCAAAGAAAAACAAAGGGGGGAGUGCUGAUAAAGAUGCUGACGAUUCUGUAAAACUCACCCCAAAAGAUAAAAAGAAGAAGAAAAUACUGAAUAUAUUUUGAAUUUUAAAUACUGAAUCUUUGCAAAUUUUAGUGAAAAGUGAUCAUUUUGACAUUAUGUAAAAUACGUCGCGGAUAUCUGAGGAAAUGUAAUUAUUAAGUAAAAAAGCUAUUAUUUUUAUAAACUUGUGAAUAAUUUUUCAAUAAAUUUUUCUAUAUAUUUUUCAAUAAA